Molecule: messenger RNA, 582 nt
Organism: Puccinia triticina
Lineage: Eukaryota; Fungi; Basidiomycota; Pucciniomycetes; Pucciniales; Pucciniaceae
Exons: 5
Coding region: 1-582 (193 amino acids)
Source: RefSeq, a predicted model, not a curated record
AUGCAGGCAUCCGGACUUCAAUUUCCGCCGUUCGAGCUGGUCGCAAGGUCGACAUUAAAAGUGCCCAAGAAGAUCUUCUUCAAAAAAUUUGAACUAGGAUUUGAUGCUCUUCGGAAAUACGCCAUUGAUCUGACUGAGAUGGCCAGAGAAAAUCUGGUGGACCCGAAUUUUGUGCCGCCGUACCAAGAACAACCCAGUCCUCUCGGUGAGCCUGGUGUUGGAAAGACAGCGAUUGCCAAAGGCGAUGUUAAACAGAGAUGUACCUGCAUUCUUGAUUGUACGACUAUUUGCUCUAGACCUGGGUACUAUUCAAGCCGGCACAAGCUACAAGGGCCAGUCUCGGCGCGCGAGCUCAUUGGCUCUCUGAGCGCAUACACGCCCUUGCUGACCGCGAAUGCUAUUCUAUUCUAUCAUGCAGUUCCUCCACGAGAACAUUCAACAAGCUUAAAGUUGCACAUUUUACCGGCUGAACAGUGCCAUUUGAAAAUCUCCCUUCAAGAGCUUCCAGAAGACAAGACCAAGCCUCUGUGCCACCCCAAGUUCUGUGAACUCUCCCUUGCAAGACUCAAACGCGUGUACUAA